AUGUUGAUGUCAAUUAGCAAGGAAGACGGUCACUGGUACUGUUCCAAGGAAUGCGGCGGAAGCGACGUUCUGGCAACACACGAUGUGGGAGUUCGACAAGUAGCAACACCAACACCAACACCAACAACAACUACAACUACAACUACAACUACAACUACAACUACAACAGCAGCUACAGCUACUACAGCAAUUGAGGCAACGACAGUAACAAUGUCUUUGCAAGCAAAACUGAAAGCGGCUACUUUCGAUGACAUUGUCAUUGAUCAGGUUGCGAUAAACCAGUUCACCAAGGGACGGGACAGGCUGACCAGACUUCGGUCCGUUGCUGGUGUUGUGAUCAAAGACAUUCCUGUUGACCUCUUGCGGAAAUUGGUGGGGGUAUCAAGACUGAAUCUUGGAUCGCCUACAGAAAUGAAGAAAGCAGACAUGAAGAAAGGAGAUUAUUGUGAAUUCAUUGCUACCAAAGUACAAGAAUAUCAAAUCGCAAAAGCAAACGGAACGCUAGCAACAAUGAACAACCCUGCACCAACAAUUGUGACUGUGAGAAAGUGGAACAUUAUUAGAUUGAUCGAGUGCCUACUCUGUGAAGCAAUGCGCUCAAUUCUAGACAUGCGAAAUGGUAGUCUUACCAGAGAAGAGCUGAAUAAUCAGAAGAGAACUGGGCAAACCUUCCAUGAACGGCUCAUGGUACUAUACCACGAUCUUUCCCAAUUCAAAAAAUCCGCUUAUCCAGACAUCUACAAUGACCCCCUGGAUACUAUUUGUGGCACGUACCAGUGGGAGGACGCAAAGACAAAGGUCAACCAAAUGAUCAAAGCCUACGAGAAUACUUUUGCUUCUUGGAAAAGAAGUGGCAAUCACGAAGAAUACGCAGAAAAGCUUGCGGAAGGGUUGUCCGUUCAGGCGGCCAAAUUGGCAAGUCAAUUCAAAGAAUAUGAUAACUUUGCCAAAAACUCCAAGUGGCUCAUGUAUCUUCAUCGAAAAUUAGAGACCUAUGGCUCGGACCUGUUGGGGAAACUCUGCAUGGCUCCACAGCAAUGCCUCCUCGAUACCAACAGUCGAAUGGUAAAAGAGGCGCCCAGAAGCGAGGGGCUCCUAGUCGUUCCUCCACCAGAAGUACUAGAGUUAGCUGCAACUCACAGUGCAGCUCUUGAGAGGAAUAUGACACGCCAAGACAAACGAGACCGCAUUGCGAUGGAGCAAAAGGCAGUGGGAGUCAUGCUGAAGCAGAAGGAAUACAAGGAAGAUCUUAUUGCUGAUCCAAGAUAUCCGUCCAUUGACUCUAUCGACACCAUCAAGGCUAAAGUCAAUGAUGCCAAGCGUUUCAAAAGCUUCAAAAAGAAAAAGAAGGCAGAUCCAGAUCACACGGAUCCACAAUUUCCUGAUGGAGAACAUUUCGAGUCUCAAGAGUCGGUCGUUCGAACAUGCCUUUCAUUCGACAGUAUGUAUGAAAAAUGUGUGAACUUUGACUCGGACUCCGACUAG
Messenger RNA from Cylindrotheca closterium, 1485 nucleotides. The record is from the annotation of a GenBank genome assembly. NCBI's taxonomy places the organism in Eukaryota, Bacillariophyta, Bacillariophyceae, Bacillariales, Bacillariaceae.